Messenger RNA from Varanus komodoensis (Komodo dragon), 5618 nucleotides. RefSeq names its product FERM, ARH/RhoGEF and pleckstrin domain protein 2 (gene FARP2). Gene Ontology annotation, molecular function: guanyl-nucleotide exchange factor activity. The transcript has 25 exons. NCBI's taxonomy places the organism in Eukaryota, Metazoa, Chordata, Lepidosauria, Squamata, Varanidae. The record is from RefSeq and is a predicted model, not a curated record. Bases 163 to 3093 code for a protein of 976 amino acids. Gene Ontology annotation, cellular component: cytoskeleton.
GGCAAGGGUGUGAGGGUGAUGGCGUUCGCCGCGCGAGGCGGGCGAAGGGAGGAAAGCCGAGAAGUCGCGAGCGGGCAAAAGAGUGGGCGCGCGGCAAGGGUGUUGUCGUCGACGAGCGAAGUGGCGCUCUGAGGUCAUUGGAUUAUUACUUGACAGUAUAAUAUGGGGGAGAUAGAAGGCACAUACCGAGUGUUGCAGACUCCAGGUUCUCGUUUGGGAGUGCAGAAAAAUUCUGGAGUUAGUACUCUGGAACCAGGACAGAACCUUUCCUCUGCCAUAGCAUCAGCACCUGCUAAAACUCAUGAAAGAUCUCUACAGAUCAAGAUAAAGCUUUUGGACAACACUGUGGAGGUACUUGAUAUUGAGUCAAAAUGUUAUGGUGAGAAACUGCUGACAGAAGUAUUUAAUCGUUUGAAUUUGGUUGAAUCGGACUACUUUGGAAUUGAGUUCCAGAACAUGCAGUCAUGUUGGGUUUGGCUUGAGCCAAUGAAACCUACCAUUAAGCAAAUACGAAGACCAAAGAAUGCAAUGCUUCGUCUAGCUGUCAAGUUCUUUCCUCCUGAUCCUGGUCAGUUGCAAGAGGAGUAUACCAGGUAUCUGUUUGCAUUGCAAAUCAAGAGAGACCUAGCAGAGGAACGGCUUACCUGCAAUGAUAACACAGCUGCACUUCUCAUAUCUCACCUUCUGCAGUCGGAAAUUGGGGAUUUUGAUGAAUCAGGGGACCGAGAGCACCUUAAAAACAACCAAUACUUUCCUCAUCAGGAAAGGCUACAAGGCAAAAUACUUGAAUUUCACAGGAAACACAUGGGCCAAACUCCCGCCGAAUCAGAUUUUCAGGUGCUUGAAAUAGCCCGGAAAUUGGAGAUGUAUGGCAUGAGAUUUCAUUUGGCAUCUGACCGUGAAGGGACAAAAAUUAACCUGGCUGUUUCACAUAUGGGUGUUCUGGUAUUCCAGGGUAAUACAAAAAUUAAUACUUUCAACUGGUCCAAAAUCCGAAAAAUAAGUUUUAAGAGAAAAAGAUUCCUUAUCAAACUUCACCCAGAGGUUCAUGGUUCAUACCAGGAUACACUGGAGUUUCUUUUGGGAAGUAGAGAUGAGUGCAAGAAUUUCUGGAAAAUAUGUGUUGAGUAUCAUACUUUCUUCAGGCUGUUUGAUCAGCCAAAACCAAAGUCAAAACCAGUCUUCUUCAGUAGAGGUUCAUCUUUCAGAUACAGUGGGCGUACACAAAAACAAUUGGUGGAUUAUGUUAAAGAAAGUGGGUUGAAAAAAAUUCCAUAUGAAAGGAGGCAUAGCAAAACUAGAAUGUCUGCUCACACCUUGAAUGCUGAUCUACCCAAACAGAGUGUCUCAUAUACAGAAGGGUUAAGAACUCCUGGGCCUAAUGCAUGUACAUAUGCCUCCUUUCAUUCGGAUAAUGUGUUAUCUACAAAUCUUCCCAGCUUGCCCACUUUCCCAGAGAGCAGUCCAUUGUUUUUGGAGUCCAGAAUAUCACAUACAAGGAGCUUGUCAACAGAAGGAAGUAGUGGGAUACCAGAAGAAACAGGCAAGAAAGUGGUACAACAGCCUGGAUCACCAAUGCUCCAGUCAUUCCAAGGUCCUCACCUGUCUUCGUUUAAAAUGAAAAGUCCAACAACCUUGAACCCUCCAGUUCAUAUGACUAUAAAUGCACCUGCCCAGGGUUCAUCUCCCCUCUUGAGUCCUGUCUUGAGUGAUGUUGGUGGUGCCAGGGUAGAAGAAGAGGAUGAAGCAAGACGUAAGAGAUACCCAGCAGAUAAAGCAUAUUUCAUUGCAAAAGAAAUUCUUGCUACUGAACGAACUUAUUUAAAAGACCUAGAAGUUCUAACUGUAUGGUUCCGCAGUGCAGUUAUCAAGGAGAAUGCGAUGCCUGAAGUUCUUAUGACCUUGUUCUUCUCUAAUAUAGACCCCAUUUAUGAAUUCCAUAGAGGCUUUCUGAAAGAGCUUGAGCAACGGCUAGCACUCUGGGAGGGGCGUUCUAAUGCUUCCGUGAAAGGAGACUAUCAACGAAUUGGUGAUGUUAUGCUGAGAAAUAUGCAUACACUAAAGGAAUUUACCAGUUAUCUGCAGAAACACGAUGAGGUCUUGACAGAACUAGAGAAAGCAACAAAACGCAUUAAGAAACUGGAAAUGGUUUAUAAGGAGUUUGAACUCCAGAAGGUUUGUUAUUUGCCACUCAACACUUUCCUGCUCAAACCUAUCCAGAGGUUAAUGCACUACAAGCUGAUCCUGGGGAGACUUUGCAAACACUACGUAGCAGAUCACCGAGACUACGCUGACUGCAGGAAUGCACUGAAGGAAAUCACAGAAAUGACGUCGCAACUUCAAAACAGCCUGAUCCGUUUGGAAAAUUUCCAGAAGCUCACAGAGUUGCAGCAUGACCUGCUCGGCAUCGAUAACCUUGUAGCAGCUGGCAGAGAAUUUAUCAGGGAAGGCUGCUUAUACAAGCUGACCAAAAAGGGAUUACAGCAAAGGAUGUUCUUUCUGUUUUCAGAUAUGUUGCUGUAUACAAGCAAAGGAGUCACUGGUACCAACCAAUUCAAAAUUCAUGGUCAUCUUCCUCUACAUGGGAUGCUGGUGGAAGAAAGUGAAAAUGAAUGGUCUGUCCCUCAUUGCUUCACAAUCUAUUCAGCUCAAAAAACCAUAGUAGUGGCAGCAAGCACUCGUCUGGAAAUGGGGAAAUGGAUGGAAGAUCUAAAUAUGGCAAUUGAAAUGUCCAAGAAAACCACUGAGAAAUCUGACAUGUUUCUAGAAAAUUCUCUGUGCAGUCGUUCUAACAGAUCCUCAGAUGAGGUUUCUCUAGAACAGGAGUCCGAAGAAGACAUACAUUCCUCUCGUAGCUCCCUGGACAGGCAGAGUCACCACCGUGCCAACACUACCAUGCAUGUCUGCUGGUACCGCAACACCAGUGUCUCCAUGACCGAUCACAGUGUGGCCGUCGAGUUCUCUGCUCUCUUGCUGUUUCUCCAGAGCUUCCUCCUCGCUAUUUGCUGGGCCAGAGUCAACGGCCCAACACUAUCACCCAUGUUUGCUGGUACCGAAACCAGAGCCUAUCCCUGUCUGACUAUCUGUGCAUGAUUCAGGUAAAGCUGCUUCUACCACUCUCAGUGUUGAUAGGAGGACUUAUGUGCAUCAUCACUUUCUGUUUGUAAAAUCCCCAUUAUAACUCUUAAACCUAGCUGUAGUUCGUAGAAACAAGGAUCUGAAGCACUAAGGCAAUUGACUAAGUCUCUUCUUUAAGUUGGAGAACUGGCGUGGGGUGGCGUUGCACUGGCAACCUGCAAGAUCCAGGUCCUAGGCUCCACUCAGCCAUGAAGUUCACUGGGUGAUUUUGGGCCAGUCAUAGGCUCUCAGCCCAACCUACCUCACAGAGUUGCUGUGAGGACAAAAUGGAGCUAUAUAAGCUGCUUUGAAUUCCUCACAAGAGGGAAAAAAGGUGGCAUAUAAUUGCAAUGUAAUAAAAACAAUGUGAAAAUCAGUCCAGUGAAUUGCUUUGGUUAUCAUACAAAUAGGCAAUGAUCUUGAAUACACAAUGCCAUUUCUUAUUGUUUAAAUGGGUUUAAUUUACCCCAUAGAUUUGAUCACAGAGAAUCUCAUGUGCAUAGACCUCAGUGUACUAGUAUGUUACCUUAAAUGUGGUAUUGCUGUUGUGUAUUCUGCAGAGCUUUGCUUUCUCCUAGUUGUCCCUAACCUGUGCCUUUCUUUUUCACAUCGUCUGCUUUCACUUGCAUUGUGUCUUUAACAAAAUUCAGGUUCUCCGUGUUGCUCACUAGUUGUUAGCAUGUUGUGUGGAUCAGGGAAUGAACUGGGAAAAAUAUUUAACUAACCAAUGUAUUUAAGUCCGUGCUCUUUUCACAGCAGGGCUCAGGUGGGAGUUAAGAGUGUGAUGAAUAAUUUGUGGUGGGAGGAACUGCAUCCAUUACCAAUAUGGCCUAGCCAGGAUGGAAAUGUAGAAUGCAUGCAGUUACAAGGAAGGUUGAUACUCUGUGAAAAGGGUGAAUAAAGAAUAUGUAUCAUACGUAGCCAUUUAAUACCCAUAGUUUGGAUAUUAAAUUAGUUCUUGGGAUAACCAGGAGAGGGCUCCUUUAGAGCCUUUCUGUACAUUCCAACAAAUCAUGACUUAAACAACAUUUUUUCCUUUAUGUAAUAGUUCCAUAAGUCUUGAGCCAGAGGAAGCAGUGAAAUGGUCUAUCUGGACAAUAGAGGUGGAUGGGGAGGGAAAGAAGUCAUCCUUGUUCUAGUGGAUAAAAACUGGGAUGAGUAUGAAUUCCAUAUUGAAAAGAAUCUUAAAUAACUUAAAAACAAUUAAGAGGGGUAAGGUUGCAUUGCUAGUUCCUGUGAUUAAAAAAACCUAUCCCAACACAAUGCUGGUUGAGCAUUCCAGAGUUGUACUUUUGUGGUAGAAAGAACAGAAUCCCAACAAAUAUGUUGAAGAAGAAGAGAAUAAAAGGUUCAAAGUGAUGUCAUCAUGAAAGAGGUGUUAGAUUUGUUUUGCUAAGUCACUAAUUCUAUCUCCAAAAAUGUCCAAGAGGGCAAACACAUACCACAUGAUUGCCAUGUUAGCUAGAGGUGUAUGAGAAUUUCAUUUUUAUUUGCAAAACUUGUGAACCCUGUUUAAAGCCCCAAAUAAGAUUUGCAACAAGCACAUGUCUGCUGAAAAUAUUCAGAUUGCCAAAUGUGCUAAUGUUCAAUUCGUACAAUUUUCCUGGUUUGCACAAAUUUAUCCCAUUUACUGAAUCAGCCUCACUUUAGUCUAUAGAAGAAAUCUACUUAGAUUUCACAUGUGAUUACAGCUUGAUUUGCAGUUUUCCCAUUAACACAAUGCAAGGAAAAAUCUAAAAUGUAAAUAGAAAUUGAACAUGAGAUAGAACUGUUAGAUGAUGUUUGGAGAAUCCCAACAGGUUUGCCUGCCACUAAUUUACCCAUCCCUAAUAUUAUUAAUUUAUUAAAUUUAUAAACCACAUCAAUAUUAGUAAUUGAUGCACUUUCUGAGAAUUAUGGAACUUUUGAAGUACAGUAUAAAAUACUGUACUUUAAUGAACUGGUAAAAAGAAAUUUCACCAUAGAAACAUAAUUUUUGCUCUUAUUGUACAGAAUAUAUAGACGUGCAAAGAGGCUCUGAAACAAAUGUUUAUGUGCUGUUCCUCAAUUUUUUUAGAGCUGUGGUGGUGAACAUGUGACUGCAACUCCGAUCAACCCUAUCCAGAAUAUCAAGUGGUGAGCGGAGUUAUAGUCCAACAACAGCUGGAGGGCCACAGGUUCCUAAUCCCCGACUUAGAGAAUCACAGCCUAGGGACAGCAAUCUGUUUUCAAAUAUACAACACCAGUAGAUCAUUUGCUGCACUGUUAAGGAGAAUGACUGCUGAUAACAACUUCUCAUGCUAUCUUUCUCCGUCCAUGUAGAAUCAGUUAUCAGGAUACCUUCUGAGGAAAUUCAAAAACAGUAAUGGUUGGCAGAAGCUGUGGGUUGUUUUCACAAACUUCUGUCUGUUCUUCUACAAAACACAUCAGGUAAGAUGGGUAUGGCACAACCAGAAUGGUAUUAGGCACACACAGGAAUAAGAAACAAUAUUUGCAUCUGUCUUGUGAGUGCAUCCUGGCUC